Molecule: messenger RNA, 1649 nt
Organism: Stegodyphus dumicola
Lineage: Eukaryota; Metazoa; Arthropoda; Arachnida; Araneae; Eresidae
Product: cytochrome P450 4V2-like
Molecular function (GO): heme binding; iron ion binding; monooxygenase activity
Source: RefSeq, a predicted model, not a curated record
UUCAAAUCCUGAGUGCCUAUACUGAAUUAUUCAGAGACAAAAAGCUCUUCUGCUUCUGGAUAUCAUAUUCUCCCUAUGUUUUAUUCGUAAAGUCUGAAGCAGUAGAAGAAUUAAUAUCCGGUACGAAAAUGAUACAGAAAAGUUGGAACUACGACUGGCUUCAUCCUUGGCUAGGAACCGGACUUCUGACCAGUUAUGGCCCGAAGUGGAAAUCUCGUCGCAGGUUAUUAACGCCAUCUUUCCAUUUUGAAAUCUUGAAGGAUUUUUUGCCCGUCUUCAACGAGCAAUCGCAAAUCCUCGUAAAAAUUCUAGAAAAAGAGACAAAAAAGCCAUGGACUGAUGUUACCAUGCCCAUGACGUUAUGCAGUCUUGAUAUUAUAUGCGAGACUACACUGGGAGUUUCCAUAUCAGCUCAACAAAACAGUGAUUCUCAAUACGUGAAGUCCGUCCUCAGAACAUCGGAAAUUCUUAUGGAAAGGAUGUUGAAUCCACUAUAUUGGGUAGAAUGGAUUUUUGGAUUUACAAAAAGGGGCAGACAGUUCAGAAGUGAUUUAAAGCUCUUGCACAACUUUACAAGAACAGUCAUUCAAGAAAAGAAAAAGAAACUUUUAUGUGGAGACGCUGAAAUUACUAAAAGGAAAAGGAAAGCAUUCUUGGAUUUGUUGCUAGAACAUCACUUAGAAACAAAGAGCCUUAGCGAGGAAGAUAUUAGAGAAGAGGUUGAUACAUUCACUUUUGCGGGCCAUGACACUACUUCUAUGGGUAUAAGUUGGGCUUUGUAUCUAAUAGGACUCCACGAAGAUGUCCAAGCAAAAUUGCAUGAAGAAAUGGACAGAAUAUUUGGGGAUGACACUGAGAGACUUGUGACCACAGAUGACCUGAAAGAUAUGAAUUACCUCGACUGUGUGCUAAAGGAAAGCCAAAGGCUCUAUCCUUCGGUGCCUAUAACAGGAAAACAUGCUACUAAAGAUACCAAGUUUUCUGGUUACACUAUACCUAAAGGAGCUUCAUGUUUUGUAUUCACUUACGAACUGCAUCGCGACAAGGAUGUUUUCCCAGAUCCGGAAAAAUUUGAUCCUGAUCGUUUCUUACCAGAAAAUUCUCGUAAUCGCCAUCCUUAUGCCUAUAUCCCAUUUUCUGCUGGUCCAAGAAAUUGCAUCGGUCAGAGAUUUGCUAUCAUGGAAGAAAAGACUGUAGUCAGUCAUAUUUUAAGAAACUAUACGUUGGAGUCACUGGAUCCAAGGGAUACCAUAACACCAGCAGCGGAGAUUAUUCUGCGGUCAUCAAAACCGCUCAGAGUUAAAUUUAGGUCCAGAUAUCCGAAAGAAAGUUGAGGCGAUAAGAAAAUUUAUUACUAGCAACAGUAUAAAAUAUUUUACAACGUCAUUUUAAAUUGAAUUAUAUAAUCACGCAUUUUUAAUCUAACUAAUUAUAAAAAUAACAAAAAAGCAUAUUUUUUUAAAGAAAUACUUUUAUUUAAAACCUGAAAGCGAUAAUACGAGAUGCUAUUCGAGAUAUUGUUUCAGAACUCGAUUUGUAAAAAAUUAUGAGGAACGUCGAUAAUUGUUCUAAUUUUAUCACAACAGGAAAAAGUGUAUUAUUAGAAAUAAACACUUUGUAACUGUAAAUAAAAUUAUAUUUUAAUUUGA